CCGGCCUGACGCUGGUGCGCAUCUCACCGACCGGGAAUACGGAUUUCUGAACAUUCCGGCCUUUUCGUCCCCGCCGCACCGUGGGCUGUGUUUCCGCGCGCCGCUCGGUAGCAUGUCAGCCGGGGAUGACAGCCAUCCAGCAGGAGCCGCGCGUGUCCGGUCCGGGGGAAUGAGGCAGGCGCUGGACGGUCGCCGCAGGGACGCUGGGCUCCGGCCAAACAUCACCGCAUUUUAGCACCGAUUCGAGGCUCGGGGCUUUGCGUUGCAUCGCAUCGCAUCUGCUGCACCCCUCGAUCUGCCCGCGUUUGUUUUUUGUUUUUGUUUUUUUCAUGGUUUUUUUCCGGUUUCGUGCACAAGUGCAUGGUGGAAAAUGCAGCUGGGCUGAGGACUUCCCCCCCUUCCGCACAUCCGUCGCUGCCAUGAUGGGCAGAGGUCUCCUCCGGACCGCGGCGCGGCCGCUCGCGCAGGAGGCGGAUUGAUCGGGGACGGUGGGUCGCAUCUGCGGGUGUUAUUCCGUCUGUGGAGCCUGCGAAUAUCAUCCGUGCACACGCACCGUGAUUCUUACUCAGGGAACAAAAAAAAAAAAAAAAAAAAAAAACACACACACAGAGGGAGAGGGGGGAGAAAGAAAACAACAUGUCUUCUCGAUCUGCAUUACCGUCUGGAAACGACAGGAGUACUGGAGACCAUCAUGUGUCGCUGGGGUCCAGCCGCUCAGACAAGGCCACCAGCCAGUCCAGCCGCUCGUUGGGCGCCCGGUGCAGGAACUCCAUCGCCUCCUGCCCCGACGAGCAGCCGCAUAUCGGCAACUACCGCCUGCUGAAGACCAUCGGCAAGGGGAACUUCGCCAAGGUCAAGCUGGCCCGCCACAUCCUGACGGGCAGGGAGGUUGCAAUAAAAAUCAUCGACAAAACUCAGUUGAACCCAACCAGCCUACAAAAGCUUUUUCGGGAGGUACGAAUAAUGAAAGGCUUGAAUCACCCGAACAUCGUGCAGCUGUUCGAGGUGAUUGAGACGGAUAAGACCCUUUACCUAAUCAUGGAGUACGCCAGUGGAGGUGAAGUGUUUGACUACCUCGUGUCUCAUGGGAGGAUGAAGGAGGUGGAAGCCAGAGCCAAAUUCCGACAGAUCGUUUCCGCCGUCCACUACUGCCACACCAAGAACAUCGUCCACAGAGAUCUGAAGGCGGAGAACCUCCUGCUGGACGCCGACGCCAACAUCAAGAUCGCCGACUUCGGCUUCAGCAACGAGUUCACGCUGGGGAACAAGCUGGACACGUUCUGCGGCUCGCCGCCGUACGCCGCGCCCGAGCUCUUCCAGGGGAAGAAGUACGACGGGCCCGAGGUGGACGUGUGGAGCCUGGGGGUCAUCCUCUACACGCUGGUCAGCGGCUCGCUGCCCUUCGACGGCCAGAACCUCAAGGAGCUGCGGGAGCGCGUGCUGAGGGGGAAGUACCGCGUGCCCUUCUACAUGUCCACCGACUGCGAGGGGAUCCUUCGCCGCUUCCUGGUGCUCAAUCCCGCCAAGCGCUGCACCCUGGAGCAAGUCAUGAAGGACAAGUGGAUCAACGCCGGGUACGAGGGGGACGAUCUGAAGCCCCACAUAGAGCCGGUGGAGGACUACAGCGAUCCGGCUCGCAUCGAGGUGAUGGUGGGGAUGGGCUUCACCCCGGAGGAAAUCAAAGACUCCCUGCUCAAUCAGAAGUACAACGAGGUCACCGCCACCUACCUGCUGCUGGGCCGCAAAGGCGACGAGGGCAGCGAGGCCCGCUCCGCCAGCAGCCUGUCCCUGGCCCGGGUCCGGCCCAGCCCCAUCACCAACGGGACCAACAAGCACUCCUCGGCCACCGGGUCGUCCUCGUCCUCCACCUCCUCCUCGCACAGCAAGAGCCAGCGCAGCGCCUCCACCUACCACCGGCAGCGGCGGCACAGCGACUUCUGCGGGCCCUCCAUGCCCGUCAUGCACCCCAAGCGGAGCCCGACCAGCACGGGCGACCGGGAGCUGCGGGAGGGCCGGAUGCCCUCCCGCAAGGCCAGCUGCAGCGUGAUGGGCAGCCACAGCCUGCCCCCCUCCAGCCCCAUGGUCAGCAGUGCCAACAACCCCAACAAGUCCGAGAUCCCGGACCGCCGCAAAGACAUGACUGCCACCACGAAUAACAUCCCUGGAAGUGCGAUGACGCGCAGAAACACGUACGUGUGCACCGACCGCUCCGGUGCCGACCGACACUCUCUCCUGCAGAACGGCAAAGACAACAGCUCGCUGGGCCACCGCCUGCCCGCUGCCUCCCCCUCCACCCUCAGCAUCUCGGGCGCCGGGGCCGCCUCGUCCUCCUCCUCCUCGGACCGCUGCCGCCUGACCCGGGGCUCCACCAUCCGCAGCACCUUCCACGGGGGCCAGCUGAGGGACCGCGGCGCCCCGGUCUACUCCGCCCCGCCCACGUCGCCCACCCUGUCGCACCACGAAGCCAGUCCGCUGCCCCACGCACGCACCCGGGCCACGUCCAACCUCUUCACCAAGCUGACCUCCAAACUCACUCGCAGGGUCAACCUUGACCCGUCCAAGCGCCAGGGCUCAAACAAAUCAGUGUCGGGUUGUACUCUUCCACAAGGACCAAAACAGUUAGUAAGGUCACAAAUGAAUCUGAGGGAAUCAGGAGAUUUGCGGUCACAAGCCUCUGAGCGUUUGUCCGCCCUGUCCACUCUCGCCCGCAGUUGCCAUCUACCUGGGUAUCAAAAAGCGCCCGAGCCCCGGGCCGUCGGACGUGGCUGGGAUCUGAGAGGCGGCGGGCGGCGGGACCCAGCGGAGGUGGUGCUGGCUCUGCGGGAGGCGGCGCUGGGAUGCGGCUGCCAGGUCCACCACGCCGGCCCCUUCCUGCUCUCCUGCACCCACGGCGUGGCGGGAGGCCGCGUGGCUUUCGAGGCUGAGGUGUGCCACCUUUCCACGGGCACCGCCGAGACUUCUAACGGGGUGCGCUACACGCGACUGUGGGGGGCGCCGCUCGCUUUUCGGGACAUCGCCACCCAGAUCUCCAAGGACCUUGAACUUUGAGCUGGGAGAGGAGGGAGGUGCAGGCGUGUGUGUGUCUGUGCGUGUG
This is a messenger RNA of Salarias fasciatus (jewelled blenny), 3094 nucleotides long. RefSeq names its product MAP/microtubule affinity-regulating kinase 4a (gene mark4a). The record is from RefSeq and is a predicted model, not a curated record. The coding region runs from base 637 to 3048 and encodes 803 amino acids. The transcript has 18 exons. Gene Ontology annotation, biological process: protein phosphorylation; intracellular signal transduction; microtubule cytoskeleton organization. Gene Ontology annotation, molecular function: ATP binding; tau-protein kinase activity. Gene Ontology annotation, cellular component: cytoplasm. Lineage: Eukaryota; Metazoa; Chordata; Actinopteri; Blenniiformes; Blenniidae.